Molecule: messenger RNA, 2127 nt
Organism: Diatraea saccharalis (sugarcane borer)
Lineage: Eukaryota; Metazoa; Arthropoda; Insecta; Lepidoptera; Crambidae
Source: the annotation of a GenBank genome assembly
AUGUUUGGCGGCGCAGCCGUAGCGCCGACAUGCCGCUGCGGCUGCCCUAGCGAGAUGAUCCUCCUCGUACUGUUCGCGUGCCUCGUUACCGUCUCCGCCCAAAACGCCACCGAAGAUGCCACCGUUGACAUAGAACCAAGGACCAACUCCACCAAAGAGAUUUUAAAAGCAAGUGAAACUGCUGACCCUGCUAAAGUAGGAAUCGUGAAGCAAAUACGACGACUGAACGAUGAUGGCUCCUAUACAAUCGGCUACGAAGCUGACGAUGGUACAUUCAAAAUUGAAAGUCGGGAUGUAUUGGGAAAUGUGAAGGGCACUUUCGGAUACGUUGACAAGGAUGGAGAAAUAAAACGUGUAACUUAUUCGUCUUCAAGUGAUAUGACUCCGGCUCCCGUACCAGUGACCACAAGUACCACUCCUAGUAGUCCCACUUUAAUAGUAAGAAUGAAUAAAACAGUGUCAUCAACUACUAGGAGGCCUUUAGGUACAAUAGUGUAUCCUACAAGAAGCAGUUUUACAACUAGGGGAACAGUAAUACAAAAUAUACCUAGAAGACGUCCAAUACCGAGUUCUACGAAAGCGACUACUAAUGUCGCUGAAACAACAACAGAAAAACAAACCGUUGAAGAAACAACUAGUAACAUCCUCAAUCUUUACAAGCCGAAAUCAGAAGAAAGUGUAAAAUCUCGUACUCAAAUGUUAAAACCAGUUGCAGUGACAGUGAAUGAUGAUUUGAUAACGAAAUCGACGACAACAAAGUUACCUCAAACUGUUAAGCCGGUUUAUGAACACAUGAAGGAUGAAACUGAUUCUAAUAAGGCUAACACUUUCCGAAGGGAAUUAACGGGAACAAGUCCCAACCCCCACAUGGUGAGUUUACAGCAAUCAGCUGGUGACGAUUCCACUGAUGUAUACGGAAGUCAUUUAUCUUUAGGAACAGUGCGACCUUUGUUUACUACCACAACUCCCCGACCGAGACUCGUACCUAUACACUCUUUAGUAGCUGCGAGACAAAAAAUAGAACAGCAAUACCAAGAUGUUGCUGUGCAAGAGCAAGAAACGACAGUGGAAGCCAGUACUGGACGUGUUUUUGACCAUGAAAAUGUUGUGACGUCAAACCCUGUUCCGGUUAUUCAUAUACCGCCCGAAAGGUUUGACGAGAGACUGUAUCAACAACCUAUUUACAGGAGACCUCCAGCUGCAGUUCAGUUUAGAACAAAUGAGUACUUGAAAGAUAAUCCUGGUUCUCCUAUCCCUAUAGGUAACCAGCGGCCCUUUCUCCACUAUGAAUAUCAGAAUAAAGUAUUGGACCCACAUUACGUAAAGGAAACUUCACCACCUCCACCUCCUCAAACUAAAGGAACAACACCUGAACCUGUCACCGUGGCAUAUGACGCAAGACCCGUAACGAGGAUAAUACCGAUACCAGUUGACGAAAGGGGAGUGCCUAUACACGGAUAUCAAGCCCGAUUCAUUAACCCCUACAGGCCAACUCCGCCUCCACCAAUGGUGUACCAACAAAGAUACGAUCAGGGAGACGAGAUGAACUCUAUCUCAGCUCCAGUAAGUACUAGAGACUUGAAACGUCUGCUUCAUAUUCUGAUUUUAAGGCAGAAUCGCCUGCAGGCUUUGAUGGAUCAACUGGUAGCUCCGGGGCCUCCUUACCAGCCAGUGCAACUUUUUAGGCAACAACCUCAGUAUUACAAUAGAUACGAUAGCGCACCUCGUCAUUAUCAGGACGAGGACCGUUACGACUACCACUAUGAACAGCAACAAUAUAGACAGCAAGAUGCGUAUUCAAAUCAAAUGUCGAAUUACGAGAAUCCUCAAUAUGAGAGCCAACGGUAUGUGCCAAGGCGUAGGUUGUAUAGCAGACCUUAUGAUACAGCCAGUUCAUCAUCUAAUCGUAUCGAAGAACCACCAGAAUACCUCCCGGCGGAUAUUCGGGAAGCGUUGCUGCUGAAGAUGUUAAUGUUGGCCAUCAACCCAGAUUUCAUGCCUACUCCGCUGCCACCCACUGAACUAACCACAGCUGCUCCUCCCAGGAAACAAGUGAGGAACGUCCAGAUUCUCGGAGAAGAAGGUUCAGUAGAUGAAGCAAAGAAGGCGUCUAUGCAAACGCACUGA